This is a messenger RNA of Gastrolobium bilobum, 1486 nucleotides long. RefSeq lists its product as uncharacterized. The transcript has 5 exons. The coding region runs from base 66 to 818 and encodes 250 amino acids. Lineage: Eukaryota; Viridiplantae; Streptophyta; Magnoliopsida; Fabales; Fabaceae. The record is from RefSeq and is a predicted model, not a curated record.
UUCUCGAUCCGAAUUUUCAAUAGGAGGCUUCGGAGGUGGAUGUUUAGGGUUGUAGAGGGGUUCCGAUGUUUGGCGGCGGAGGACGGUGGUUGCGCUUCUCGGGACGAUUCAAGUUUCUUCGGACAACAUCGUUCUGCAGCGACGCCAAAAGCACGUCAAGCAAUCCAGCGAAGAAGAUGAACAGCGACAUCAUCGCCGAUGAAAGGUAUCGGCAGCUGGAGAAUCUCGACAUGACGACCGCCGCUAAGAUCCUUUUCUCUGACCCAUCAAAGAAAAAGGAGUUUGGGUUUGAUUUCCAUCUUUGGCAAUUUUUUGUUGCCUGUUUGCCUUCCUUGGCUGUAUAUUUGGUGGCGCAGUAUUCUCGUUAUAGAAUGAGAACAAUGGAGGUGGAAGUGGAGCAGAAACGGAAGCAGAAGGAAGAGGAAGAAGCAAAGGAAAAAGAAAAAGAAACGGAACUAAAUCCCCCCGAGGAAAAGGAAGCGAAAUCUGAUCCCCAGCUUUCAGAGGUGAAAGUGAGGCUUGAGAAACUUGAAGAGACUGUGAAAGAGAUUGUGGUUGAAACAAAGAAACAAUCAAGCAGCAACCUAGCCCAAAAUCAGGUAACAGAUGAUGAGAAAAAACACCUAAAUUCUUCUGCACCAAGGGGCACAAGUUUCAGUUCAGCAUCAAAUAAAGCUUUAGAGGAAGACCAUUUUGGUAAGAAUAAUUCUCCUAAGUCAAAGCCAGAAUUAGGUGAAGAGAGUAAGGGUUCCUUCGCAACUCCAAAUUCUUCUGUUCAGGACCCAAAAGGCCAGAAUCAACGUGGAGGGGCUUCUUGAGAUUCCCAAACCUGUCAACCCCCUCCUUCAUUGGAAGAAUUUUUUGAGUUAUGUUGGGAAGGAAGAUUUAAAUGAGAAAACUAUCGUUGGUGCAUCAGUUUAAUUGUUGUAGGUGGUAACUUGAAAGCAAUUCCUAGUUGGGCUUUAUGCUGCCUGCAAUCAUGUAAGGAUCCACUAAAUUAACAGAUUUUUUAUAGGCCAUGAUCAUUUUGAAGGUCUUGGGGAGUAAAAUUUGGAUGCAUCAUGCGUGAAAUCACCCUAAGGAGGGGCUGGCUUUAUUUUGACUGAAAAUCAUGGUACUCUUUAUCAGGCAGUUCACUUUGUUUCUCUCCCGUGGAUGAUAAUGAUAUAAUGUAAAUCCAAAAAGUGGUAUAUAGAGUUUUGGUUGAUAUUUUAUACUUUUCCAUUUUGUACAUGUUCUUGGAUUCAAAUGAUUAUUCCCAUGAAUGCUUUUGAAUUUACAAGUACACAGAUGACAGCAUACGUGCUUAACAUACGUCUAGGAAGAAUACUCCGAAUCUUUAAAUUCUUCCAAAUAUGUACAAAUAUACUAUUAUUAAACCAAAAAAAGUGAGUUUAUGUUAUGAUAUUCGGUGUGAACCUGUUCUUAUUUGAAGUUUAAACAUGAAAUGUGUACAACGCAUAUCUGAAGUGUUAGCUUUGUCAUU